CAGAUCUUUCAAGUUUUCAAGCUAUUCGUUCUUUGGUGGCACCUGACAUUGAUAUAUACUUAAUAAGAAUGGUGAUUACACUACUUGAAAAAGAGGGGAGUGGUGAAAGUGAAAAAAAGCCAGAGUCCUCAAUCAACAAACCUUUACAAAUUCUUGUUGUACAGCCUGGGAAGCCAUCACCGCCAAAGACAUUUUUGGGUAACAGCUCCUGGAUUGAAAAGAAACCAGUGAAGGAAAGCACAACUGAUGUCCAGAAACCUCCCACUAAACUGGAGCUGCCUAAAACUUCUUCAGUAGCCCCUAUCAAGCUUGCAUCAUGGAAUCAACCUGGGGAAGAUGAAGAAACUGAAGAACUGUUUUCAGAAUCACAGUUACAGACUUCAAAAAGAAAACUGCCUGAAUGGUUUAGUGCUCCCAAACAACUUGCCACACCAUCUAAUGUCAAAAAAGCCAAAACUGGAACAAAGAAAGGCCUUUUUGGUUGA
This is a messenger RNA of Staurois parvus, 485 nucleotides long. Lineage: Eukaryota; Metazoa; Chordata; Amphibia; Anura; Ranidae. The record is from the annotation of a GenBank genome assembly.